Ixodes scapularis (black-legged tick) is the source of this 522-nucleotide messenger RNA. RefSeq lists its product as uncharacterized. The transcript is spliced from 4 exons. The record is from RefSeq and is a predicted model, not a curated record. NCBI's taxonomy places the organism in Eukaryota, Metazoa, Arthropoda, Arachnida, Ixodida, Ixodidae. The coding region runs from base 1 to 522 and encodes 173 amino acids.
AUGCGGAUCUUGCUGCUGCUCUUACUUCUCAGCGGGCUUCGGCUAGGCGCGAACGGUUCCGAUACCGAUAACGUUCCCCGUCCCGGUAACGGUACCGUUGCCGGUGAGGGAAAUAGUUCCAGCAGCGACAGCCCCGCCUUCUGGCCUUCGUUCAGCCUCUUUUUUCGUGACCACCACAAAGAGACUCCCAAGGACGACGACGACCAUCGCCACGACUGGCACAGGAGGUACUUCCACCGGUUUCUUCCCCUGGUGGGCAUCGUGGUCUUGGCGCUGGUCGCCACGUGUCUCUGUCUGGGCUACGCGUGCUCGUCCAGGGACGAGGAAGUGUACCUCCUGCAGACAAGACCAGUGCCAUUCAGCGAGCCGGUUCCUAUGUACGCUCUGCAAACACGCAACCCCAACAUCCAGUACUCACCCUACGAGUACACCGGUGGAUACACGCCACCGCACGCCGGCUACUCGACGUUUGAAGCGUAUCCCAAAUCCAGCGUGAAACCGACAGCACCGCCGGUUUAUUGA